AUGAAGUUUACUACUCUCGUUGCUACUUUUAUUGCUCUCAUAUCAUUAACCAGUGCCGUUGCAGUCCCUCAACCAGCUGAACUUGUUGAGCGUGACUUUGGCUCAUGGCUCGAAAGUGCAGUUAAUGGUUUAUUAGGUGCUUUCGGAAUAAACAUCAAUCCAGGAUCAUCAACUACAUCAGCAGCAGGAGCAGGAGCAGCUACAACUACAACUCCAGCAGCAGGUGGGGCUGCUGCAACAACUACUGCUAAGCCAGCCACAACCACUACUGCUGCUGCAACAAGUGGCUCGAGUGGAUCAUCAUCAUCAUCGAGUGGCGGAUGGUUUAAUGACUUCAUCGGUAACCUUGGAUGUUUGUUCCAAGGAUGGUUUGGCAAGAGAGAGUUGAAGACCAGAACCGUACUGGUUCCACUUUCCAACUUGAAAGACGGUAUCAAUGCGUUGUUGGGUGCUCAAAUUGAGUCAAGUACCACCGGAUAUGACAAACUUUUGAGUAUUUUGCAAAUCAAUACUGAUCAAGCUGAAGAAUUGGGACUUGAUUCAUCAAGAUCUAACAGUUACUGGCUCGGUCAAUUGGGUAUCACUUAUCUUGCUGAGGAAAAUGAUGAUGACGAGUAA
Messenger RNA from Lodderomyces elongisporus, 618 nucleotides. RefSeq lists its product as uncharacterized. NCBI's taxonomy places the organism in Eukaryota, Fungi, Ascomycota, Pichiomycetes, Serinales, Debaryomycetaceae. Bases 1 to 618 code for a protein of 205 amino acids. The record is from RefSeq and is a predicted model, not a curated record. The transcript has a single exon.